This is a messenger RNA of Quercus lobata, 435 nucleotides long. RefSeq lists its product as uncharacterized. The record is from RefSeq and is a predicted model, not a curated record. Lineage: Eukaryota; Viridiplantae; Streptophyta; Magnoliopsida; Fagales; Fagaceae. The transcript is spliced from 4 exons. Bases 8 to 421 code for a protein of 137 amino acids.
AAAGCUGAUGAAGGAUGGGAAGCAGAACCAGAGGGAGUCCAGCACUAUGAAGGUUCCUAGUUUGUCUAAAACCCAUGCUAAAGUUACUCCUGUCCAUGAAGAUAUGAAGCCCUCAAAGAAGAAUGAAGUGGUGAAAAACACUAGUCAGCAACGUGAUAAUAAAAAUAAGCAAUCCUUGAAGAAUGCUCAAGUACAAGAACUUGCAAAAGAUCAUCAGAAGCUUUGUAGCAACCAAUAUCAAAGAGAGGAUGGUAGUGGCAAUGAGAUUCUUGAUGAAAGUCCUCUUGCUGUUGGAGUCGAUCCUGCUUCAAAGAUUCAGUUGCUUGAGCAUGAACUUGCCAAGGCUAUGGAAGCAAAUUUAAAAUAUAAAGCUGAGCUUGACAGGUUGUCUAAAAGCCGAAACAACCAUGCACACUUCUAAAAAAUCAAUAGCAG